AUGGAGAAGUUUUCCAAUUGGAGAGACAAAGGCACGGGCAUUUCGCCCUUCAUGCCGGUGGACAACCCACAGCAACCCUUUAAGAAGUUUCUUGUCAAUCCUGUGGUUGUUGCCGUCAAAUUGCCCUUGUUGUACAUUUUGUAUGCCUUCACCUUGAUAGCACCAAAACCUGUGCUUCUGGUGAUACUCAAGCACAUUUUCGGCGUUUCAGAUAUUGACUUGCUGGUUGAGGGAGUGAGGAAACUGAAGACAGCUGAGAUUGACAGGAAGAGGCCAGGUCUCAACCACUUGGUGGUUGCAAAUUUCAUCUCACCCAUCGAUGUGUUGCUCUUGUACGUGAUCUCGGCCGCCACUUCAAUCAAUUCUGUCGUCGUGGUGCUUCCUCAAGACGGAAAGUUACAUGCAUUGAGCUUCUGGCAAUUUGCCAAGGUUCCCUUCUUGGAGCCCGAUGCUCCUUUGCCUGGAGCAGAGCUCAACGACUAUGCUGCUCUCAAGAACAAGUUUGUCAUUUUGUUCCCAGAGGGCACGCCUUCCAACAACAAGGCCGUGCUUCCUUUUAACAAAAGCAUUGACCCCAAGUUGCUUCAGCUUUCUGGCUUCUCGUACCUGACCAUCGUCCUCAGAGUGUACCCCAACCUCAUCACAUUGCCCGUUCCAAACGUGACACUGUUUCAAUAUUUGUGCAAGUUGUUGACUGUUGGCAAGGUCUUUGUAAAAGCCAAAAUCGUGCCACAUGUGGAUCUGAAACCUUUUUCCAUCAAGGCUGCCAGAGAGGUGUUCCCAGACAACGGCUUGUCAUUAGUCGGUGACGACAUGAACGUCAAGGAGAAGACAAAGUUCUUUGCAUACUAUAAGGGUUAUGCUUUGUCCCAGGUCACCAAAGGUUAG
Molecule: messenger RNA, 888 nt
Organism: Candidozyma duobushaemuli
Lineage: Eukaryota; Fungi; Ascomycota; Pichiomycetes; Serinales; Metschnikowiaceae
Product: lysophosphatidic acid acyltransferase
Exons: 1
Coding region: 1-888 (295 amino acids)
Molecular function (GO): acyltransferase activity
Source: RefSeq, a predicted model, not a curated record